CCUUUUCUCUGGCCUCAAGCAUUUUAAAAAAGCCGAUCUCUUCCACUCACGUCCUUCGUUCAGCAACUUCUCUCUUUUGCCUCAACCUUCCCUUCAGCCCCCCUUCCAUUCCGUCGCCUGUGGUUGGGUUCCCUUUUCUUCCUUUUGCUUCUCUUUCUUGAAUACAGGAAACUGUAUUGAAGCACAAGGGAUUCACUACGAACACGUCUCCUGAUAAUCACACGCGUGCCCCUUGGCGAAGACCACCGCUCGAUAUACACAUAGGCACAAUGGCGCGACUAUCGAGUCGCAACGGUGCGGCCAAGCCGUUCACUGCUUGGACCACCAUCUUCUACCUUCUUCUUGUUUUCAUCGCGCCCCUGGCAUUCUUCGGUACCGCACACGCUGAGGAGGACUCUGUACAAGACGAUGGACCUGUAAUUGGUAUUGAUUUGGGUACUACCUACUCUUGUGUUGGUGUGAUGCAGAAUGGAAAGGUCGAGAUCCUCGUCAACGACCAAGGAAACCGUAUCACUCCUUCCUACGUCGCCUUCACCGAUGAGGAACGCUUGGUCGGUGACGCCGCUAAGAACCAAUACGCUGCCAACCCUGUCAGGACCAUCUUUGAUAUCAAGCGUCUGAUUGGUCGCAAGUACGAUGAUAAGGACGUCACCAAGGACACCAAGAACUUCCCCUUCAAGGUUGUCAACAAGGAUGGCAAGCCCGUCGUGAAGGUUGACGUGAACAAGUCCCCCAAGACCUUCACCCCUGAGGAGGUUUCCGCCAUGGUCCUCGGAAAGAUGAAGGAGAUCGCUGAGGGCUACCUCGGACAGUCUGUCACCCAGGCUGUCGUCACCGUCCCCGCCUACUUCAACGACGCCCAGAGACAGGCUACCAAGGACGCUGGUACCAUCGCCGGCCUCAACGUUCGCCGUGUUGUCAACGAACCUACCGCCGCCGCUAUCGCCUACGGAUUGGACAAGACUGGUGAUGAGCGCCAGGUCAUCGUCUACGAUCUUGGUGGUGGUACCUUCGAUGUUUCCCUCCUCUCCAUUGACAACGGUGUCUUCGAGGUUUUGGCUACCGCUGGUGACACUCACCUUGGUGGUGAGGACUUUGACCACCGUGUCAUGGACUACUUCGUGAAGCAGUACAACAAGAAGAACAACGUUGACAUCAGAAAGGACCUCAAGUCCAUGGGUAAGCUCAAGCGCGAAGUCGAGAAGGCCAAGCGUACUCUGUCUUCCCAGAUGUCUACUCGCAUUGAAAUCGAGUCUUUCCACAACGGCGAGGACUUCUCUGAGACCCUCACUCGUGCUAAGUUCGAAGAGCUGAACAUGGAUCUGUUCAAGAAGACCCUCAAGCCCGUUGAGCAGGUGCUCAAGGAUGCCAAGGUCAAGAAGUCCGAGGUUGACGACAUUGUCCUUGUUGGUGGUUCUACCCGUAUUCCCAAGGUCCAGGCUCUUCUCGAGGAGUUCUUCGGUGGCAAGAAGGCCAGCAAGGGUAUUAACCCUGAUGAGGCUGUUGCUUUCGGUGCUGCCGUCCAGGGUGGUGUCCUUUCCGGUCAGGCUGGUACUGAAGAUGUCGUUCUGAUGGAUGUCAACCCUCUUACCCUCGGUAUUGAGACCACCGGCGGUGUCAUGACCAAGCUCAUCCCCCGUAACACCGUCAUCCCGACUCGCAAGUCCCAGAUCUUCUCUACCGCCGCUGAUAACCAGCCUACCGUUCUGAUCCAAGUUUAUGAGGGUGAGCGUUCCUUGACCAAGGACAACAACCUCCUCGGCAAGUUCGAGCUUACCAGCAUUCCCCCCGCCCCCCGUGGUGUUCCCCAGAUUGAGGUCUCCUUCGAUUUGGAUGCCAACGGUAUCCUGAAGGUCAGCGCCAGCGACAAGGGCACUGGCAAGGCUGAGUCCAUCACCAUCACCAACGACAAGGGCCGUCUCUCCCAGGAGGAGAUCGACCGCAUGGUCGCUGAGGCCGAGGAGUUCGCCGAGGAGGACAAGGCCAUCAAGGGCAAGAUCGAGGCCCGCAACUCUCUGGAGAACUAUGCCUUCAGCUUGAAGAACCAGGUCAACGACGAGAACGGCUUGGGUGGCCAGAUCGAUGAGGACGACAAGCAGACCAUCCUCGACGCCGUCAAGGAGGUCACAGACUGGCUCGAGGACAACGGUGCCGAAGCCACCACCGAGGACUUUGAGGAGCAGAAGGAGCAGCUGUCCAAUGUGGCCUACCCCAUCACCAGCAAGCUCUAUGGCUCUGCUCCAGCUGAUGAGGAUGACGAGCCCUCUGGGCAUGACGAAUUGUAAAAUAUUUAGAGGGAUGUAUGGAGUUUUAUCUUGCUUUAUUGGCUGGUUUGAAUCAUUUUUUAUUAGACCUCAAUACAUGAGGUGGCAGGAAUAGCAUGAUACCUUGAAUAUUAUCUGACUAGCUUCAAUCACAAGAUUCUCC
This is a messenger RNA of Aspergillus caelatus, 2427 nucleotides long. It is a transcript of the gene bipA, whose product is annotated as Hsp70 family ATPase KAR2. The coding region runs from base 270 to 2285 and encodes 671 amino acids. Lineage: Eukaryota; Fungi; Ascomycota; Eurotiomycetes; Eurotiales; Aspergillaceae. The transcript is spliced from 4 exons. Gene Ontology annotation, cellular component: endoplasmic reticulum lumen; nucleus; endoplasmic reticulum chaperone complex. The record is from RefSeq and is a predicted model, not a curated record. Gene Ontology annotation, molecular function: ATP-dependent protein folding chaperone; ATP hydrolysis activity; ATP binding. Gene Ontology annotation, biological process: endoplasmic reticulum unfolded protein response; protein refolding; cellular response to unfolded protein.